AGAGAGAGAGAGAGAGAGAGACUUAAAUGGCGUCAACGAGUAAAGGGGCGGAUGUGUGCGGCGGCGGUGAUGUCGGGACAGAGGAGAUGACUCCCCGUCCGUAUCAGGUAGAGAUGUAUAAACUGGCGUUAGAGAGGAAUACGAUCGUAUGUCUGGGCACAGGCACUGGCAAGACGUUCAUCUCAAUCCUACUCAUGAAAGAUCCGCAAUUCGCGCGCCAACUGCGAGGCCCGUACCCAUCGGUGGCCAAACGCACCUUCUUUCUGGUGCCCACACGAGUGUUGGCUCAACAACAGGCCAACCAAAUCCGUCGCCACUUUGGCGCCAUCGGUCCCGUCAAGCACUUCACGGGCGACAUGAAUGUGGACUUCUAUGACCACGAAAUGUGGCGCAAACACCUGUCCGACAACUAUGUAAUCGUAAUGACAUUACAGAUACUGUUAGAUAUGUUGACGCGUCGGUUCAUCACAUGGGAUAACAUCAAUCUGUUGAUCGUGGAUGAGGUCCACUGGGCGGCCAAGAAGAAGGGCAAGAAAGAGUCGGGACACGCGUAUAAGCAGCUCAUGAAUCUAUACCGCGACUGUCCCGUAGAUCGUCGGCCCCGUGUGUUGGGUCUGUCGGCCAGUCUUAUCAAUAGCUCGAUGAAAGUGGAGCUCUUCGACGAGGCGGUCAAAGAUUUGGAGGACACGUAUUGCGCGGUCGUCAACACGUCAGACGUGGCCCAACUCUGCGGCACAAACCCGAAGGAAAUUGUGUGGGAGUUCUUGAGUGAGCCCUCGUCUCCCAGUCCUGUCGCCCAACAGGUGGUGAAAGCGUUGGAAAAGUUUGCCGAAUAUCUGAAGAAAAACGUGAAGAAACCGAAUCCCUAUUCGACAAAAGCCGGUCCGCAGACCGACGAGAAGGUGUCGAUGUGUGCGACGAGAAUCAAGAAGUGUCUGAUAAACAUACGCAAUAUGUUAGCGGAUCCGAUCGAUAAGGUGGUGAUCGACCCGAACACGAAGCAGAGGUUUAUCAUAACGAUGACAUGGAUGGGCGUCUGGUGCGCCUCCAAAGCCGUCGACCAAUACAUCGACGAGUUGUCGAAGUAUGAAGAGGUGUACAAACAUAUCAAUUCAAGUCUAUCGCAAAUGUUUGACUUCAUUAUCAAGUAUUUACGCCAUAUUAAGACAGUGUUUGCGCCCGAACUCGCGGCCGAUCCCAAAGCGGCUCUCAAUACGGCUUCGCCUAAAAUGAAUCGUUUGCUCGAAAUCUUGCGUAAAUACAAACCCUUUGACAGCACUCGCGAAAGCAAUCUCUGCGCCAUUAUAUUCGUAAACCAACGAUCGGUGGCCAAAGUGUUGGCCGAAUGGUUGGUAGAGCUGAAGAGAAUUGAUCCGUUGACGUAUGGUUUCCUAAACGUGGAUUGGGUCGUCGGACAGAGCAAUAGACCGGGCUUUGAAUCGCUGGUCACCUCCUUUACGGACAAACAGCAACAGGCGGUCAUUCAGAACUUCAGGGACAAAAAGCUGAACGUAAUUGUGGCCACUUCUGUGUUGGAGGAAGGGUUGGAUGUGAGACAAUGCAAUCUCGUUGUCCGUUACGACCGAAUCAAUACGUUUCGCGAGUAUUUGCAGUCGAAAGGGAGGGCCAGAGACAGAGACGCGCAUUACUACAUGAUUACAUCCGAUGAGGACAGUCAGGCAUUGAGGCAACAGCUCAACAACUUUGAGCAUAUGGAGAGACGCAUUGAGAACUUAAAUAAUGACCGAAGAAGUGGUGGCAGUGGAAGCAGUCGUGUCGCCGAAGAUGAGGACAACGAUUCCGACGACGAACUGCAACAUAAGAGCCCAAUCGGUGCGAUCCUAUCGUCCCGAAUGGCCAUUUCGCUGCUCUACCAAUACUGUCAGAAACUGCCCUCCGAUUCGUUCACUCAAUUGAUACCCAUAUUUGAGAUGAGGGGCGAAAUCAAGCCGUUCCAGUGUUCGGUGAAGAUGCCGGUCAACAGUCCACUCAAAACGCAAAUCAACGGCAAGUUUUGCCUUUCGAAAAAAGGUGCCAAAAAGAGCGCCGCAUUCCUGGCCUGCAUUGAAUUGCAUCGAUUGGGUGAACUCGACGACCGCUUUCUGCCCACAAGUAAACAACAGUUUAUCGAUAAAUAUGCCCUUAAAUUGGGUUUAAAUAUUAAUAAAGAAGAGAUCGUUAAAGCGGGCGAACCGAAGCCCGGGACACGAAAUCGUAACCAAAUAUAUGCGAAACGUUUGGCGCAAGUGUUCACUCCACCAGAUGUCCCCUCAGAUGAAUACUAUUUGCAAUUAAUAUCGAUAAAAUACCCGCAAAUUGAUUGCUUUGGCGUUCGUCAUCUCCAGUUCGGUGCCAUCACUGGCCGACUGAUAGCGAACCGGUGCUCAUUCACGGUAUCUGUCAAUGUUAGGCAGCAUUUAUCGGGUGAAUGUACUCUUAGCUCACAAGCUAUGGUCGACUUCACGCCAUUGAAUGCAAUCCAAUUGAAUGCCAAUCAGAAAGAGAUGAUUGAAAAGUUUCAUCGCUUCACAUUCAAUGCCGUCUUGAAGUUUGGCGACAAAAGCGAACUCGAGUUCAAUGGGUUUGAAUCCAAUUUCAAUCUAUUAGUCGUCCCAUUGAUCGAUGGCUCAGCAAUUGAUUGGAAUUUCAUAGCGAAGAUCAUUACAUGGCCUGACAUUGAAGUGAAGAAAGUGCCGAUCGCUGAUCGAAUCGGCUUUACAUUUGAUCCAAAUGUCUAUAAGGACUGUGUUUUCUAUCCGUGGUAUUCGUCUGAUCCGAACGAUGAUUUUAAGCCCAUGUUCUACGACUCUCUCGGAGUCCGAGACCUGAAGCCCUUCUCCCAAUGGAUUGGAGCCGACAGUCAGUACGAGACGUUUGAACACUACUACCGAAAGAAAUACGGUUUAGAGAUUUGCAACAAAAAUCAAUCGCUUAUUGAGGGCCGACGGGUGAAGAAUUGCGCUCAACUCAAGCCAUUUGUCAUUCCCAAAGUGGACAUUCAUAAGAGGGAGUACUUUGUGCCCGAAUUGGUGACAAUACACCCGUACCCGAGCACACUGUGGCGUCAGGCUCUCUGUUUGCCGGCCGUUCUCUAUCGACUUAAUCAUCUGUUUUUGGCCGAAGAGUUGCGUCAAACGAUUCGUUCGAAGACAAUGCCAUCGAUUGGUUUGCUUCAACCGAUCAAUAAUGAGCUUAUAUUAAAAGACACCAAAACAGACGCACAACAGACCGAAAGCCCAAAACGGAUCCUCAGUGUUGACGACUUGGAGGUUGACUGCGACGGACAUCCUUUCGAUUACGGUAUGCCGUAUGCGGUCACACAAUUGCCGUCGUGUCGUACGAAGAAACAGCGGACAGAGUAUCAAAUAACUAUCGAUAAAGUGGUCAAAGCCUCUAACAAACACCUCAGUAGUCUAACUCCACUUCCGAUCACCAGUAAUAAUAUAGUGACGGAUGCGGUGACGGAUUUGCUUAAUUUCACGGACGCUGUGAUUCUCCGUUUUUCCAAAUGCCUUCUAAGCGGUAAUGGAUUGCGAUUCACCGCAGAUAUGAUGGACACCGAGAGUGUCGACACCGCUCUCGUCAAUACCGAUCAGUCACUCAGUUAUGGCGAAUCGUUUCCGUUUGAAUUCAAAGGCGAUAUCAAUCGUUACAUCCGUGGUUCGUAUGACUCGCGCGUCGGCGACCCGAUUGCGGGCCCGACGGCCGACACUUUGCUCAAAGCUCUGACUCUGUUGAGCGCUAACGACGCCUUCAAUCUGGAGCGCAUGGAGACAAUGGGCGACUCGUUCCUCAAGUUGGCGACGACAACGUUCCUGUACUACGGGUGCCCUGAGCUCGACGAGGGACGGCUCUCGUACUUACGCCAACUCCAGAUUUGCAAUUGUAAUCUCUAUUACAUCGGCAAACGGUUGGGUUUGGCCGACGUAUUGGUGGCCAACAAGUGGUAUCCCUACCAGAACUGGUUGGCGCCAUACCAUCACAUUAGCGAUGAGUCCGAUUGUCAGCGGCUGACCGACAAAGAGAUGACUGCCGGCGCUUACGGAAUACAUUUGGUGAAUGACAAGAGUAUCGCCGACGCUAUGGAGGCACUGAUCGGCGCUCACCUUCUCGUCGGUGGCAACAAAUGUGCGCUGAUUUUCAUGCAAUGGUUGGGCCUUAAAGUGUCGACAAUGGAAAGCAUUGAUUAUCUGAAUGUCGAGCGCAGAGAUGAGAACGCAUUGUUCCGAUGGCUGCCGGAGCCGAAGAGUCCCAUUUGGAACACGGAAUUGACUGACAAUGAUAUUGACUUAUUCAUAGACAUUGACUACAAUGGAUGUAAUUUAGAUGUCUUCGAGCGGAUCAUUGGUUACGAAUUCAAGAACAAAGCGUUUCUAAUCCAAGCGUUCACUCAUAGCUCUAACUAUCUGAAUGUGUUUACCGAUUGCUACCAACGACUCGAGUUCUUAGGCGACGCCAUUUUGGAUUAUCUCAUAACUCGUCAUAUAUUCAGCAUUGAGGACAAGAUGUUCAGUCCGGGAGAGCUGACAGACUUGCGGUCGGCGCUCGUCAACAACGCCUUCUUCGCGUCGAUUGCCGUUAAGUUUCGUUUCCAUCAAUUUCUGAAAGUCUUGUCACCGGAUCUGUUCCACGCCAUCGAACUGUUUGUUCGAGAGUUUGAGAAGAAUAAAGUGAUGACAAUUAACAACAGCUUUAAUCACUUGACCGACGAAGAGGUGUCCGACUUGGAAGAGGUGGAAGUGCCCAAAGCGUUGGGCGAUAUAUUCGAGUCGGUGGCCGGCGCUAUAUGGCUGGACAGUGGGCUCUCAUUGGAUGCCGUUUGGAGAGUCUAUUUCAAGCUUCUUAAGCCAGAAAUUGACUAUUUCAGUCAUAAUAUCCCAAGAAUGCCGAUCCGAGAGCUGAGAGAGCGCUGCGCGAAAGUGGAGUUCAGUGCAGGGGAACAGAUUACUGGCCGUAAGAUACACGUGACUGUGACCGCCGAUGGCAGACAAUACGGAGGAAUCGGCAAAAAUACCAAAUCUGCCAAAAUAGCCGCUUCCAAGUGUGCCCUCAAAGCCAUGGCUCAGCAAAAAUCAUAUAUACUGCCCGUAGUGUUGGCCGCUUUGAUGGCCGGCACUGACGGCCAGUAUUACAAUAAGACUCGUCGACACGAAAUUGUCGAUUCUGUCGACUGUUUCGACAGCAAAGACGAGAAUAUCUACGAGUAUUCGUUUGAGACGAUUGACGGCAAGAAGAAGGUGUCGAUGAAAGAGUACCAAAACUACACUCUCCUCAUCGCAAAUCAAGAGCCGGGCGCCACCGCCGAUGAGAUACUCAAUCUUGACUUCAUGCAGGCCGGGCCGUUACCUAUGCAA
Medioppia subpectinata is the source of this 5354-nucleotide messenger RNA. Lineage: Eukaryota; Metazoa; Arthropoda; Arachnida; Sarcoptiformes; Oppiidae. The record is from the annotation of a GenBank genome assembly.